AUGGCACAGGCGGUGGGGAAAAUUGCAUCCGGCGGGAAAAGCAAUGUAGUCAAGGUUGUGGGCCUGUUCAAGAGGAAAAAAGGGCUUUCGAUGGAGAAAUUCAAAGACUACUACGAAAAUCAACACAUAAAACUCUUCGAUGAGCAUGUUGCUCAUCCAGGGGUGCUUCGGUAUUCUCGGCGCUAUUUAACGCCAUUCGAGGGAUUGGCUUCACCAUUGCCACCACCAAAAGAGAAAAGCUACGACGUUAUUAUGGAGGUUUGGUAUAAGGACAAAGAGUUGUUUGAUUCUUUCAAAGGACAGUCUGACCCUUCCUUCAGUGAGAUUGUGAGAAAAGACGAAGAGAAUUUCUUUGAUCGUGACUCCAUGGUCAUGUUUCUAUCUGAGGAUUGUGAAAGCAAAGACGGACCCUGGAAUGUAUAG
Messenger RNA from Exophiala bonariae, 423 nucleotides. RefSeq lists its product as uncharacterized. Gene Ontology annotation, molecular function: oxidoreductase activity. The record is from RefSeq and is a predicted model, not a curated record. The transcript has 2 exons. The coding region runs from base 1 to 423 and encodes 140 amino acids. Lineage: Eukaryota; Fungi; Ascomycota; Eurotiomycetes; Chaetothyriales; Herpotrichiellaceae.